CUCGCCGUCGUCGCAACGUCACGAGCUCCACACAGACGCCCGCGCAGGAUCAGCUGUCGCAACUGAUACGCACCGCACGGCGAGGCGAAGCCCUGUAAUAAGCCGCAGUGCGGUGUGCCAUGGAGCUGCUUUGUGCGGAACGCGUGAGCCCGAGCACCGAGGGCGCGGCGCCGGCGCCGGGCCCGCGGGCCGCCGUGCCGGACCCGGUGCUGCUGCGGCGCCGCGUGCUCGACAACCUGCUGCGCACGGAGGAGCGCUACGCCGUCACCGCCAACUACUUCGGGACCGUGCAGACGGAGAUCACGCCUCACAUGCGCCGCCUCGUCGCCGAGUGGAUGUUAGAGGUAUGUGAAGACCAAGGAUGCCAAGAGGAGGUGUUCCCCCUAGCGGUGUCGUACCUGGACCGCUUCCUGAGCAUCUGCCCAGUGGGUAAGAGCCAGGUGCAGCUGUUGGGCACGGCGUGCCUGCUGCUGGCGUCGAAGCUGCGAGAGCCCGGCUCGCGCUGUCUGCCCGCCGAUCUGCUCGUCUUCUACACCGCCAAUAGCAUCACCCUCGCCGACCUAUGCAGUUGGGAGUUGCUCGUGUUGUCGAAGCUGAAGUGGGACGUGGCCGGAGUGACGGCGCACGACUUCCUGCCGCUGCUGCUGUCGCGGCUGCCUCUGCGGGGGCUCGUCAACACCACCAUGGUGCACCGGCACGCUCAAACCUUCAUCGCGCUCGCUGCCAGAGAUUACGAGUUCACGCUAUACUCCGCGAGCACGCUGGCGGCGUGCAGCAUCGCCGCGGCGCUGCGCGGGCUCAGCCUGGACGGCCAUCUCGCGCGCCUGCACGACCUCACUGGCAUCGACUUGGAUUGCCUACACACCUGCCUCGAACAAAUAGAGGAGAUGGUGCAACACAUGAUAGAAGAACGCCCGGCCCCUGGCCCAAACGGGCAGACCAGGGAGGCGGGGGGGUGGACGCCCCCGCCCUCCCAGGACAAGGCGCAUAGCAACGCCGCCACCCCCACCGACGUCAGAGACGUCCACUUCUAACUUCAUACAGUUCCCUUAAAAGGUGCAAGUACGAAAAUACUUUAAACUAAACCUAUAGUUAUUAGGGUGCAUAGUGAUCGAGGACUGAUACCAAGACUGACAAGCACAUGUCUACACGUAGGCACGCGCCUACUUACUAUAAGUAUAGUACAUGUAUAGAGUAAGUUAAGCUAAGUGCGCCUGCGAGCUACUCGCUGGCUGGUAUCGCCGGCCGUGGGGCGCAGCACUCGGUGUGUUUACUUUUCAAACGCAUCUUCCAAUUGUAGUAAACAUUGUUCUUGAAAUUACAAUCUACCUCUUAUUAUUUAAGACAGAAUUUCAGUUUCGUCUGGCCGUAAGCUGUAUUUGUAAAGCACGGUACACGCUGACUACAUUUUCAUGGUGUUUAUAUGGGACCAAAGCAUCAUUUUGUUUUAAAAAUGAUCUGAUAUGUAACAUAGAAUGACUGUUAUGCUUAACCAUAAUGGUAUAGUCGUACAUAUUUCAUAUUUGGGUUGAUUACGAUGAAAACAACUUCCACAGUAAAGUGAUUUCCGUAAAGUUGAUAAACCUGUUGUAUCACGAUAUCCAUCAAAUUCUACUUAUAUCGGGGGAAGGCAAUAAAAUACGCUUUUAUAUUUUGUAAAAACUAAUGUUACGUUCAUUAAUUUUAUCAUAUUUAUAUACUAUAGGCACUACACAUAAACAAAUUCAUAGGUGGUUAGUAGUUGAUUUGAAGGAUACCGUGUGUUGGGGACGUGGAUGUCUCGAGGGGAGACGAGCAUGAAGGGCUGUAUUUUUGUUUCCGCUCUCUCAAAGAUUCUCUUAAAGACUAAUUCUCUAUGUAGGCAAAUAAAAUAUUGUUCCUCUUGUAAGAAUAACAGUGAUGUUUAGCUUUUAAUUAGGUAAGCCGCGGUAGGGCACCAACAACUGUAGGUUUAAUGUUAACUUUUAAUGUGAUAGUGUCGAAAGAUGAUUGAACUUCGUAUCAUAGUCACUUCAAGUCAUAAUAUGUAAACUUAGAGGUACUAUUUUUGGAUAAAUUAGAAAAAUAGAAAAAAAUGUGAUUUAUUAAAAUAUCCUUGCUAGAAAUUGUAAUUUACCUAGUUUAGGUGUGUAAUACCUAGGUAGCACAUAAUGUUUGUUACGUUCCUAUGUUAGCAAAUGUCAAAAGUCCUAUGUAGGUAAUGUUAUGCAUGCAAUAGUCGAAUUCCACCACUAUGUACUUAAUAUUUCAUUACCAAAACUACAAUAAGUCAUAUCCAAGCCCACAUUACUAAUAUUUCAUAAUUGUGAUAUUAUACCUACCUUGUUAUUGACAUUAAUAUUAAGUAUUUUAGAUUUCAGUUUGUAUUUCUAUUUCGGGUUAUGAGAAAUAUCUACCUACCUUGUACAUAUUUGAACGAAUGUUCCUGUAUUGGACCUGUUCGCUAACUUGGCUUAAAAUGUUACUGUUAGUUUUUUCACUUUGGGAUCAGCAUAUUAUGUCCACAAAAAGAGUGUUGAGUUUACACAUAGCUUGGACAUAAUUACACUUUAGCAUUUAGUUUUGCGAGUUAGCGAACGGAAGAAAAACCUCUCUAAGAAAGCAUGUACCCUUUCUCUAUUGUCGUUUAAACUACAUCUGUGAGAAAGGAAAGAGGAAGACUGACGAAAGGAGAUAUCCAUUGAUCAAUCUUCCCCUUUCCUUCCACUUCACCAAUUUAUCAUGACCAAAUUGAAAAAAAAAAUAACCCAUUGCCAAACUACAACCUUUGCACUAUAGUAAAGAAAAUAUGUGCUCAGUAGAUUAAUAUAGACUAAGUAAACAAUCAGUCCAGUGUCUUCCAUGAUAUUAUCGAGGAAGCAGACAGGCUGUCAGCGACGUGGAAGUCGCUGCCAACGAUGAGUCUGUUUCUUCACUAUUUAGAUUCUAUAUAGAUACAGCGGUAAUUAGUUAGAUUAGGGCAUUUAUUAAUGUAGAUAUUUUAUAGUUAUGUAAAUUAGUAGAUUGUUUUAUAAAAUUAUGCUGUAAGCAUGUGGUGCCAUAGUAACACUCCUAAAAAGUAUUGUAUAAAAUAUUAGCACUUAUAAUUACUAUUACAUAUUAAAUGUACCGGCGAUGUCCGCGUUCCGUUAUAUUCAAGUACGCACUUUAGAAUUCAAUUUACGUUACAUCUAUAGGAAGUAUUUCAGUUGACAUAAUUGAAAGUAUACAUUUUAUUAUUUAAUUUAUAUCGUGUAUAAACAAAGUUAUGUGGGAAAAUAAUACGCAUUACAUAGAUAGUCUUAUUGAAUGCUUGGAGCUUUGGACUAGCUUCACAUAUUUUAAGAAAUGUAAUUACAUUGACAUGAAAUGUAAGAGGAAAAUAUUUUCCUGAUUUUUAUUUAAGAGUUUAAGUUCCAAAUAAGUUAUGUUUUGUAUGGAAUCGUACAGUUGACGAAUAAUCGUAAUCUUAAAAUUAUGGCAAAUGAGCGCCGAAGUCGUGAUUGUAAAUUAGUGUAGGUAGUUUGUAAUGUCUGAACGUUCUGACUAGGUACCUAUACUGAAAUGUAAAUAAAAACAAUAAACAUAUACAAAAAUAUAAA
Molecule: messenger RNA, 3581 nt
Organism: Leguminivora glycinivorella
Lineage: Eukaryota; Metazoa; Arthropoda; Insecta; Lepidoptera; Tortricidae
Product: G1/S-specific cyclin-D3
Exons: 5
Coding region: 120-1034 (304 amino acids)
Biological process (GO): regulation of cyclin-dependent protein serine/threonine kinase activity; mitotic cell cycle phase transition; positive regulation of G1/S transition of mitotic cell cycle
Cellular component (GO): cytoplasm; cyclin-dependent protein kinase holoenzyme complex; nucleus
Molecular function (GO): cyclin-dependent protein serine/threonine kinase regulator activity
Source: RefSeq, a predicted model, not a curated record